AUGUCUUACGAGGAGUUACGCCCUAAGCUCGACGCAUUCGUCAAGGCUAAUAAGGUCGUUCUCUUUAUGAAGGGCGAUCCGGAAGCCCCUAAAUGUGGGUUUAGCAAGAAGGUCGUGGAAACAUUGAAAAAGGAGGGUGUGGAGUCGUUCGCCCACAUGAAUAUAUUGGCUAAUGAUAUGCUGAGGGAAGGCGUGAAGAAAUACUCAGAUUGGCCAACCUAUCCGCAACUGUAUAUCGAUGGCGAAUUCGUCGGUGGUUGUGAUAUUGUCCUUCAAAUGGCCGAAGAUGGUGAGCUCCAUGACCUCCUCCUUGAGAAGGGCAUCAUAAGCGCCUAAUAAAGCACCACUGCCGCUGUUCCUCUCCC
Molecule: messenger RNA, 365 nt
Organism: Perkinsus marinus ATCC 50983
Lineage: Eukaryota; Perkinsozoa; Perkinsida; Perkinsidae
Product: 1-cys-glutaredoxin protein-1, putative
Exons: 4
Coding region: 1-336 (111 amino acids)
Molecular function (GO): disulfide oxidoreductase activity
Source: RefSeq, a predicted model, not a curated record